Hibiscus syriacus is the source of this 684-nucleotide messenger RNA. RefSeq lists its product as uncharacterized. The transcript is spliced from 4 exons. Gene Ontology annotation, molecular function: zinc ion binding. Bases 1 to 684 code for a protein of 227 amino acids. The record is from RefSeq and is a predicted model, not a curated record. NCBI's taxonomy places the organism in Eukaryota, Viridiplantae, Streptophyta, Magnoliopsida, Malvales, Malvaceae.
AUGGAUGAACUGAAAGCAUUAUCAAAACCAGCCUUUGAUUGGUUGCAUGCAAAAGACCCUGCCCAAUGGUCUAAAUCUCAUUUCUCCCCAAGGAGUAAAUCAGACAUGCUUCUCAGCAAUUUGUCGGAGUGUUUUAACAAGAUGAUUCUAGAAGCUCGCGAUAAACCAAUUUUGACUUUAAUGGAGAUGAUUAGGACCAAGAUAAUGGAAAAUAUUGCCAAGAAAAAUGAAGUUGCAAACAUGUACACCGGAAGUUUGUGUCUAAUAAUCCAAAAGAAAAUUGAACUUGCAAUUCAACAGUCCACUAUGUGUUGGCCUACACACGCAGGAGGUGAAAAAUAUCAAGUGUCUGUUGGACCAUCUAACCAACAUGUUAUUGAUUUAGAAAAUCAUUCAUGCUCAUGUAGGAAGUGGGAUCUCACUGGAAUCCCAUGCAUACAUGUUGUUUCUGUAAUGGUGUUAAAUAAUCAAAGGCCUGAAUCUUAUGUUCACAACUCUUAUUUUGUAACCAAUCAGCGAGAAAUUUAUAGUCACUUCAUUCAACCCAUGAUAGGCCCCAAUCAGUGGCUAACUGACACCACUUGUGAACCAGUUAUACCACCAACAAUUAGAAGACCACCAGGAAGACCUAAAAAAAGAGAAGAAAGGAAGCGAAUGAGCCUACAAAUUCUCAUGCUACAAUGA